Molecule: messenger RNA, 2305 nt
Organism: Vollenhovia emeryi
Lineage: Eukaryota; Metazoa; Arthropoda; Insecta; Hymenoptera; Formicidae
Gene: Creld
Product: cysteine-rich with EGF-like domain protein 2
Exons: 4
Coding region: 327-1466 (379 amino acids)
Molecular function (GO): calcium ion binding
Source: RefSeq, a predicted model, not a curated record
ACUUCUAUGUAGAACCACUGGCCAAGGAAUUUGAAACACAUCGGCGAGCUGCACGCGGUGCGCUCCGAUUGGCCGCGACAUCGCGGAAGGCACGUUUUGUCGUCUGGUCCGCCUAACCUUGAAGGCCAAUCUGUCGGAUGUUUCGAAUGAAACUACUUGGAGCAAUUAUGAUCUAGUCAAGAGGCAGAACGAACGGGAUUCAGGAGACGUUCGCCUCUCACCCUCCGCGAAUAAAACGGACGCUUCUCUCAAGUGCUUCCUCUCUGUAAUAUUUUUUUUUCCUUUUGUAAAUACAUUCCGUUCGCGUCGACAGCCGGUGCGGUAUAAUGCGAGUGCCGACCAGCGUUGCUUUCCUCAGCAUUUUCGUGAUCGCAUCCACUCGCAUGAGCGACGUCCAAUGCGAGAAAGGACAGCCGGGCGAGGAGGAACUCAAGUCCCAGAACUUUCCUCCCUGCGCAGCGUGCAAGAUACUUGCCAACAGUUUCAAAAAGGGACUAAAGAAGACGAGACGCGGGAACUUCGAGGGCGGGGACAGCGCCUGGGAGGAGGACAAGCUGGGCUCGUACUCAAGAAGCGAGGUCCGACUGAUUGAGAUACAAGAGAACCUGUGCAGGGAUGUCGAGCGCGGCGAGGCGCAGUGCCAGUCCCUGGCCGAGGAGCUGGAGAGCCAGAUAGAGGAGUGGUGGUUCAAGCAUCAGGACAAUCAUCCGGAUAUCUACGAUUACAUCUGCAUUGUUAAGACAGAGCGUUGCUGCCCGAAGGAUCACUACGGCCCGAACUGUACGCAGUGUCCGGGAUACCCGGACCGGGUCUGCAGCAACAACGGCAAGUGUAAAGGCGCCGGCACGAGGAAGGGAAACGGCGGCUGCUUCUGCGACAGGGGAUACGUCGGGGAUAUUUGCUCGGAGUGCGCUCCGGGAUAUUACGAGUCUUACAAGGAUGAGAAGACCCUGCUGUGUUCUAUAUGCCAUGCGGCGUGCGAGGGACCUUGCAGAGGCGCCGGGCCCAAGGAUUGCGAGAAAUGUGCCGCUGGAUGGUACAUGAUCGAGGACAAGGGCUGCUUUGAUAUUGACGAAUGUUUGAGGAACGAAGACAUCUGUCUUGGCAAUCAAUUCUGUGUUAAUAAAGAAGGAAGCUAUGCUUGCUUAGCUUGCGACAAAGCUUGCAACGGUUGCACCGGCGAUGGGCCAGAUAUGUGUGUUAAAUGUGCCGAUGAUUACCAUAAAAAGGACAAUAUGUGCAUAAACUCGGAUCUUCUUGGCCGUAAGAAACAAGAAAAUCUCGCGAGAUAUUUGACGUAUGUCGGACUCUGUGUGGCGACGUGCAUCAUUUUGCAACGUAACGUUUAUGUAGCGAGCAUUAUCGGUUUGUUGGUCGCAAUAUAUAUAUCUGUGUCCGAGUACAUGAUCGCGCAUAGUAAUGUCCAGGAUACAACGGCAAAUAUGGAUAUUCUAGGACCAGCUUAAAUAGAAACGCAAUUUAAAGAAUGUAUAAAAUUAUUUCAGUGUGUUGUAUCAGGAUACAGAGUCAUUAUUCAUAUGUAAAAUAUAUCGUAUUAGAAUUAAUAUGUAAUUAAUAUCGUUGUACAAGUUGGAAAGAUACCAGAACUUUAUUAGUAAUAUCUUUUCUUGCUAUAUUUUUGAGAAACUUUGAUGUGUUCCUGAUCUUACGUGUAUACUAUCUACGUAUGUUUACAUAAUUAUACGAUUUUUAUUUAGAUAUCAGUGUUUAAAAGGAAAUAUGGCCAGUUUAUUUUUAAUAUACCAUUUUUUAUCUACCAAAAUUAUUAAUGCUGACUUUUUGUCCAAUGUGUGUUUAUUAUUACUUAUAUAGUUAUUGUAAAUAUUAUAUUUUAAUGUAGAAAAAAAUGAUAACAAAAGCUAUUACAGUUUUAAAAUAAGCAUCUACAUUAAGCAUAAAUUUACAAAAUAUAUAACAUAUUACUUAGGCAUUUUUAUACUCGUAAAAAAUUUAAGUGAUUUCUGACAUAAUCUACAUACAGUUUCUAUAUUAAUGUCGACUUCAACGAAGAAACAUAACAAUGCCAAUAAUUAAUAUUACAUGCAAGUUUUCAUAUAUUUUAUUCAGUUAUAUAGAAUUUAUUUACUGCAUACGAACAUGAGGGAGUACCAUGUACCUUUAUAGAAAUUUAUGUUAAUGUUCAUUAAAAAACUGAGACUAUAUAUUGUGCAUUUAGUAUCCAAUAUAUUUGAUUAACUCAUGUCAAUACAUUAUACAUACAUAUAUUAUAUCAUAUUGACAGAUAACUAAUAUUCAACACUACAAAUAUACUGCUUAAGUAAAA